Molecule: messenger RNA, 1035 nt
Organism: Didymodactylos carnosus
Lineage: Eukaryota; Metazoa; Rotifera; Eurotatoria; Philodinida; Philodinidae
Source: the annotation of a GenBank genome assembly
AUGAAACGCAGCAUAUCCGGUGAUGAAUUUUAUGCAAAUAAAGAAGCAAAGUUGGAUUUAAAUAAUAGUGGAACGAAUGAGACCAGCGAUCAUAGUGAUGGUAAUCGUAUAACUGAAAAUAAUAAUAAUAACAGUAGUGAAGUUGAUGAGACGACGAAAGCAGCUCAAGAAAAAGAUCAAGUCCAUGAUGAUGAUAAUCAUAAUCAUCCACACAAUAGUGAUCCAUCCAAUAUCAUAUUAGAAAAAGGCGAUAUUGUCUUUAGUUAUAAACCAAAACUUGGUGUCGAUGAAGCUGCUGCCCUUCAGGAUGUACAAUUAUUUCAUGUAUUAUUAGAACCAAAAGAAGAUUUUUCAUCAUCAACAACAACAAAAACACGUCUAUUACGUAUUGGGAAAAAGAAAUUGCCAUCAGUUGAAAACAAAGAACGUUUUUGGGGAUAUGUUGAAAAAGUUGGCGAAAAUAUAGAUGAAAUUGUUGAAGAUGCUCUUGAGAGCAUGACAUAUAAUACAGUUACACAAGGUCAACGUCAGUCAAAAGCGGAUCGCAUCGCAGGAAAAGGAAAAUAUAUGAUGGUCAGACAUGAUAAUCGUACAAAUAUUGCCUAUGUAUUAGAAGUGCCUGCUGAAAUUGGAACAGUUCAAAAAGAAUUUAAUAUUGAAAAAGAAUGUACAUAUACGGUUGCAAUAAAAAACCCAACAACCCCAAAUCCAUCACAACUUGGUCUAGCCCGCGAAGAAAAAGUUAUUUACCCUAAAGAAUUGCAAGAAAAAUUUGGGCAGUUACAAUGGAUUCCAGUUGAACCGAAACUCUUGGAUUAUAAUGGCGUUGAAAUGAUUUGGAUUGCUUCAUCAUGUGAUUUAGAAAUUGAAUUAGGCGAAGUAGGAAAAGAAUUAGAAGACUUAGCUGCUGAAACAAAUAUAACAACAGAAAAGGAUGUUUUAAAUGAAUUGCAUUUAAAUGAAAAUGAACAUCCAACUCAACCAUUAAAAGAUGGUGAAUGGCCAAAAACAACCUUGCAAAAUAAAACAGAUUAA